Molecule: messenger RNA, 2730 nt
Organism: Salarias fasciatus (jewelled blenny)
Lineage: Eukaryota; Metazoa; Chordata; Actinopteri; Blenniiformes; Blenniidae
Product: Golgi phosphoprotein 3
Exons: 5
Coding region: 179-1060 (293 amino acids)
Biological process (GO): Golgi to plasma membrane protein transport; retrograde vesicle-mediated transport, Golgi to endoplasmic reticulum; Golgi vesicle budding
Cellular component (GO): cytosol; Golgi cisterna; trans-Golgi network
Molecular function (GO): phosphatidylinositol-4-phosphate binding
Source: RefSeq, a predicted model, not a curated record
GCCACCAUGUUGGAUCAGGAAGUGGGCAGAGUCUGUGCAGGAAUCCCGAGCCGUUAACGGCCGACUUUACCCGCUCGGACAGCCGCUCUCUCAGCCCGGAACCCCCCGGUUACAUGCCGCACGGCUCCCCCCCGGCUCUGGGCAGGCUCUUCUCUCCGGAUCGGACCGUUCGUCAGCCAUGACUUCCCUCACGCAGAGAUCGUCGGGCCUCGUCCAGCGGAGGACCGAGGCCAUCCGCAGCGCCGCCGCCGACAAGGAGAAGGAGUCCGCGGCGGAGGAGGACGAGGCGCGCCGCGGGGAGGAGGAAGACGACGACACGGGGGACUCGAAGGAGACCAGGCUGACCCUCAUGGAGGAGGUGCUGCUGCUGGGCCUGAAGGACCGAGAGGGCUACACCUCCUUCUGGAACGACUGCAUCUCGUCGGGCCUGCGGGGCUGCAUGCUGGUGGAGCUGGCCCUGCGGGGCCGGCUGAGCCUGGAGCCCUGCGGCGUGAGGAGGAAGAGCCUGCUGUCCAGGAAGGUCAUCUGUAAGUCGGACGCCCCGACGGGAGACGUGCUGCUGGACGAGGCCUUGAAGCACAUCAAGGAGACGCAGCCUCCGGAGAGCGUGCAGAGCUGGAUCGAGCUGCUGAGCGGGGAGACCUGGAACCCCCUCAAGCUGCACUACCAGCUGAGGAACGUCCGGGAGCGCCUGGCCAAGAACCUGGUGGAGAAAGGCGUCCUGACCACGGAGAAGCAGAACUUCCUGCUGUUCGACAUGACCACACACCCGCUCACCAACAGCACCAUCAAGCAGCGUCUCGUCAAGAAGGUCCAGGACUCGGUGCUGGAGAAGUGGGUCAACGACCCGCAGCGCAUGGACAAGCGGGUUCUGGCGCUGAUCCUGCUGGCCCACUCGUCCGACGUGCUGGAGAACGCCUUCGCGCCGCUGCAGGACGAGCAGUACGACCUGGGCAUGAAGCGGGUGCACACCCUGCUGGAGCUGGAGCCCGAGAAGGAGAGCGCCAAGCCCAGCGCCAACGAACUCAUGUGGGCCGUGGUGGCGGCCUUCACCAAAUGAGGGCGCCGGCGGGCCGGACUGUUAUUUAAUCGGUUGAAGGACUUCACUUAAUGAGACAGACUUGACUUCAAUGAGACAAUCUGUUGUGGGCGGGGAGCCUGGAUGGCGUUGUGGUGGUAGCGAUCUGAUUGGUGGUGGGCUUCGCCAUGCAGGAGCUGCUGGGACGGAAAAACGCUCUGACUGAAAAAACCAACAAACCUACCGAUGGCUGCUGUCACCCACCAGAGGCCGGCCGUGCCGCCAACACCGUGACGUCCCCGCUCAGCAGCCGGCCGCCGUCGCCACGGUGACGGACCCCUCCCGCCCCCGCCGGGGACCCUCCGUGUUCACCGUCUCCUCCUUCCUUCCUGGUCGCCUCAGGAAGCAAAGAGCGGGUGAACGCGAGGAGCGACGGCGAGCCGGCGGACUCCCACCUGACCGCCCCAAUGAAGAAUCAAACCUCCCAAAGAUCCCCAUCAGCCCCCUGAACGGCCGGGUCCGCCGUCCGCAGCUAGUCUUCCAUCCCCGUGUCGCUGACGGAUGCUGGAGCAGCCUGCCAUCCAGCCAAGGUUUUGCACAGUCAGCGUCCCUGUAGGUAGGAUCAUAUUAUAGCUUCUGUUUCUCUUCUUCGUUCUCUUCUUGGGUUGGAGAACCCAGUAGUCAAGAUGAAAUUAUGAACCCUGACGGCGGCGGUCGAAGAAACCACGAUCUCUUUUUGGUCUGCAGUGACUGAGCUCUGUCCUCCUCCAGACCUCGCUGGCUCUGUCCUCCUAUCAGACCUGUCCCCAGAUGUUCAGAGAAUCCCUGCAGAGUUCACUCUGCCAGUGGAAGGCCUCGUGUUCCAGUCUACAUGUCUGCAGGGUCCCUUCACCCCUCUGGAGGAGGUCUGCAGCUCUUCAGGGCUGUCCCUGGAGUGCCUGGACCAGGGGGCGAGCCGCACUGACCCCUGAGUUUGCCCCGGCGCCGUGGGAGCCGCCACCAUAGCUGUCUGUGACUGGCUGAAUGUGACGGUCUCUGCCGGAGCUCUGAGGGUCUACAGCUCUCAGGUCCUCCUGCUCCACCAGAGCAGAGACAUCUGUUCAUUUGUCAAGGUGGCGAGAUCCCAGUGAGGACAUGGAGGACAUGGAGAGAAAGACCAGGGGUUGACCACGCCCACUUGGACCUCCCAAACCGUCGCCGGGCACCGCGGACCUGGCUGUGGACUCUCACCCCGGAGACGGGACGGAUGUCUCUGCUCUCCGGUGGCUGACGGAGGACCAGCCGGUGUGGGAGACGGGACCCUCACCUCAGUGUCUGCGUAGAGUCAUGACCAGACCCCCGCCGGGUCCAGCAGGUCCUCCCGGUGAAGGGUACCUGGGCCACAUCCGCCUCUUCCGUUCAAGACUCUGAACGACACGCAGUCCAUGAGAAGAGAACGCAGAGUGGGCGAGCUCCUGUGGCGUUCUGGCCAGGGUGUGGUUUUCUUUGGAACCAGUGGAGACGAGUUUACAGCAGAGACCCUGCAUGCUCUGGGUGGAGGGCCGGGACGUGUGGACGUAGCUACAGAGAGAAGGUUUCUGUAAUUAUUAGUCCUUUUAUGUGUACGAUGUAACGGAAGUCAAUGAAAGGGAUCUUCUCUCCUAUCCUCUAUAAUUCUGUAUGCUUUUUGUAUUACCACACAAAAUAAAGUAAGGAUCCUUUAAGUGCCUGAA